AUGCGUGAGCAACAAUUGCGUGCGGUGGGCUGGAACAUGCACACUGUGUGGGUGGCGUCACGCACAAGGGAGAGGAAAGAGGAGGCUGAUUUCGCGGAUGCUGCCCGCGACCUGGAGACGCUCAAGGAUCUCCAAUGGACGGCCAGUCACACUGUCAAGCUCAAGCAGUAUGAGAACUUCUUCAAGUCUCAGCAGGCUGCUGCUCAGAAAGACAAGCUGCCACAAGCGGUGAUGGACCAUGCAAUGAAAGUCAUCGCUGAGCUUCGCGCCAAGCAGGACGAGUACGACCUGAAACUCAACCUCACCGACAAGGGAGCCCUGGACAAGCGAUACGCUCGGCAAGAGCGCGAACGCCGCCGCAGAACAGGGCUCUGCAAAGAUGGCACGCCGGACAUGCGUUUCAACAAGAACAAGGCCACCCACCAAGACAUGGCUGACAAACAAGCCGCCAGUCCAAGCGCAACAGUUCCGCUGCGCAAGCCAAGCAGCACGCCAGAAUCCACGUCUGGCGAACCGAGGGCUCGCCGUCAGCUUGCCUUCCCACCUUCUUCCCCUGGCCGCGCCACGCCCCAAACAGAAACGGCCGAGCCGACGGCGACUCAUACACGAAGCACGGAGACCUCAUCAACAUCCACUGCGCCUUGCACCGUCGAUACGGGAAAGGUCUACAGGUCAUCCGGGUCUGCCAACGGGCGCGCCAUCUGCAAAGGUCCACGCGGUGGCCUCUUCUACCUGACAGACGCCGGCAACAAGGUGUACAUCAAGCGUGAGUCCAUGUCCGGCGACGGUGGUGGCUGUGGUGAUGGCGUUCUCGACGAUGAUGAUGUUGGUGCUGAUGACGGCGACGUCCAGGACGACUUUGCUGCUUCCUGUUCAGCGCACUCCUCGUACGUCGAGACGGAUGCCAGUUAUGUAUCAUCUGGGUCUGCCAACGGGCGCGCCAUCUGCGAAGGUCCGCGCGGUGGCCACUUCUACCUGACAGACGCCGGCAACAAGGAGUACGUCAAGCCCGAGUCCAUGUCCGGCGACGGUGGUGGCUGUGAUGAUGACGCUGUUGAGGAUGGUGCCGAUGAUCUUUGCACUGGUGACGAUGCUGGUGAUCUUGGUGGUGGCAACGAUGAUGACGCUGUUGAUGAUGAUUAUGACGACGACGACAAUGAUGAUGAUGAUGAUGACGACGACGACAAUGAUGAUGAUGAUGAUGAUGAUGAUGAUGAUGAUGAUGAUGAUGAUGAUGAUGAUGAUGAUGAUGAUGAUGAUGAUGAUCUGUGA
Messenger RNA from Salpingoeca rosetta, 1272 nucleotides. RefSeq lists its product as uncharacterized. Lineage: Eukaryota; Choanoflagellata; Craspedida; Salpingoecidae. Bases 1 to 1272 code for a protein of 423 amino acids. The record is from RefSeq and is a predicted model, not a curated record. The transcript is spliced from 2 exons.